AUGGAACCAAAUAUAACAUUUUCUGAUCAAACACAUAAAAUUAUUAUUCCAUCCCCUCGACCAACUGGUGAUCGUACUGGUCUAUAUAUUCUCUUAUUAUUAUUAAGUCUUCUAUUUAUACUUAUUUUUUAUUUAAUUUAUAAUUUUAUAGCAUAUAAACGUUAUUCUUAUUCUCAAAAGAAGAAACUUGAAAUAGAAAAACAAUUCAAUGAUCGUUUAUUAGCUGUUCUUAGUCAGUGUAAUGAACAACAACAACAACAACAACAACAACAACAGCAACAACAAUCAAUGAAACGUUCACAUUCAUAUGAACAAUCAAUAAUUUCGUCAAAUGAUGCUCCAUUAUUAAUUACAACUUCAUUAAAUAAUCAAGAAAAUUUUAAAUCAAUAAAUAAAUCUGUUUCAAAUCAAUAUCAUAUUACAAAUCAACUUGUUUCUGAUCUUUAA
Messenger RNA from Adineta steineri, 447 nucleotides. The record is from the annotation of a GenBank genome assembly. Lineage: Eukaryota; Metazoa; Rotifera; Eurotatoria; Adinetida; Adinetidae.